CAGCACAUUAUGUGUGCCGCACAAACGUGUGUGUGAGUGUACUGCUUUCAGUUCCAAACUACGCGGUCCGUCGAGCUCAGGCCGUCAUUCAAUACUCUCCCGAUAUCGUGAUAUUUUUUCCGCUAAUUUGUUAGCGGUGGUACUACGCGGCCUAACCUUACUUUUGAAAAGCGCGCUCUUUAUUUUUCGGCCUUACGUAAUUUGUUUAAAGGACCACGACGCGAGUGACAGGUGAUUCAUUGAAUUGACGGAUAUUUGAAAGGACUUUGUUUUGACCGCGAAUUGGCCUACUUUUUUUUUGAACAAUUUGUGGAUUGGUCCUUAUCAAGGGAAUUAUGCAAAACUGGCUGGUCACUUAGGAGAAGUGCCCUACGAAACAGCCGUGGGCUGGUCAAAGAGUCACUAUCCUGCAGCCACAAGUCCUUGGCCUUCGAGCAUAAGGCAUUCUCGAUAUAGUGACGAUGGAAUUAUGGAGCAGGACAUGAUAGACGGAAAUGGUGCUAUCAACCUUUCUACGUCACAACGGCCGUCUGCUGCUACGACUCCAAACGACAGUGUACAUCAAGAUGACGUCGAACAGCAGGCGGCAUCCCUAGAGAAAGUUUUGAAGGAACAACAGCAACACCAGCAACUAGAGUUAGAAAGAAGUGGUUGGGACCAAGACAGGGGAGAAAGAGAUCUAAAAGGAAAUGGUAGUAUUAGCCCACAAAGCUCAGAGCCGCGAGUUCAAAAUGAUUCUCCUUUGUCGGCACCGGAGUCGCAGAAAAAUCUUAGCGCUACCAUUCCACAAGUUUCACAGGCGGAGUCGAAACUAGGUAAUGAGUAUACCCCUUAUAGUCAAUCUCAAAGCUUAGGGCCUCAAAUGAUGUCUUCUCCGGCUUCAAAUUUGCAUCAUAUGCAACAAUUAUUACAGCAGCACGUACUAAGCCCUACGCAACUACAAAAUCUUAUGAAACAGCACACAAUUCUUCAGCAGCAACAACAGCAACAUCAGCAUCAUCAGUUAGCAGAAUUGAGUAAAAAACAGAUGGAACAGACCAUGCAGCAACUGCAAGAACAGCUACAAUUGAAUCUCAUUCAGCAAACACAUAUCCUGCAGAAUUCUGAUAAAAAGAAAGCAUCGGGAUCGCUACAACAGCUUGGUAUUCAGCAACAACAAAUAAUUCAACAGCUACAGCUAGUUCAAAGGCAGUACGUUGUUCAUCAAGGUAUGGGUAUGCAGCCACUAAUGAUUGCUCAAGGACAAGGAUUAAAUUCACGAGAUGUAAUGAGCCCUUGGAAAGAAAUGAAUGAUCAGCAGCAUGUGAUCAACAAUAAACCACCUACUGAAAUUAAUGAAAAUAAUCCAGGACUGCUCAGUAUACAAAGUUCGCUCACGGAAGAAAAGUCUGGUAGAGCAGUGACUCCAGAAAGAAAUCAUCAUCUGCUUUAUGGACAUGGAGUUUGUAAAUGGCCAGGCUGUGAGACUAUUUGUGACGAUAUACAGGCAUUUAUCAAGCAUUUAAAUACAGAACACACCUUAGAUGACAGGUCUACCGCGCAGGCCCGUGUGCAAAUGCAAGUAGUAUCUCAAUUAGAGCUUCAGUUGCAAAAAGAAAGAGAUCGAUUGCAAGCGAUGAUGCAUCAUUUACACUUAUCCAAACAGCUAGGUUCUCCCGAUCCCCAUAAAGAAUCUAUGGGACCGGUGCCACCAAAAAUGCCGGUUAGUUCGGCGGUACCACCUCCUCCUGUAAAUAUGGGUCCCAUGGUAUCAGCGGUACGAUCGCCAGUACUACAUUCGCCAGCUCAGAAUGUAACAGGCCCCAUUAGAAGAAGACUGAGCGAUAAAUCAGCUCUGUCAUUGGCAGGCGAAAUCCAAAGAAAUAGAGAAUUUUACAAAAACGCUGACGUUAGACCACCUUUUACAUAUGCCUCGCUUAUCAGACAGUCGAUCAUCGAAUCUCCUGAUAAACAACUUACACUUAAUGAAAUUUACAAUUGGUUCCAAAACACAUUUUGCUAUUUCAGGAGAAACGCUGCCACGUGGAAGAACGCAGUUCGCCACAACCUGUCGCUCCACAAGUGUUUCAUGCGCGUGGAGAACGUGAAGGGGGCCGUGUGGACCGUUGACGAGGUGGAGUUCUACAAAAGGAGACCGCAGCGGUGCUCCUCGGGACCACUCACACAAACUGUCGUCGGGGGUGCUUCGUCUAAAAGUCCAACAAUGAACCAUAGCCCUACGCUAUAUGCGGAUCAUAUGUCGGCCAAUCAGUUUAUACAAGCUUCGCUCAUGGAAGAGAAUAGCCUUUCCUUUUUGACCAAUCCACCUAUGCUACCAGGACGACCAAGAGAUAGAUCAGAAUCCCCACAACAUGAUCAUCAUAUCAGGUCGCCAAUGAAUGGAGGUCCGCACAUAAAACAGGAAUUAGCGAAUCAAGAUCACCACAUUGUGAGAGAACCAGAAUCAAUGCAUCACCUGAUCAAAAGAGAGAUGCUUAAUGAUGCAUACGACGACAUGGAUCAAGAGCACCAAUCUGAAAAUAUGGCAGAAGAUCUGACAAUAUCUUCAGAUCAUGCCGAUCAUCAGACAAAUAUAAUUGACGCAUAGUAAAUAUCGGUGAUGUGUGAUAGACAUUAAAACACAAAAUGGAUCUCGAAUUUCACAGACUCAUAAAAAUGCCGAUUUUAGGUUAGGUAGUUGAUUUUUGGAAAAUCUUCCCGUUGGGUGAAGAAUUUUUUUGUACAUUUCUGUGUAAAUAAAGUGUUAACUAUAGCGAAAAAGUACUGUUACUUGUUUAGGUACGAAAUCAGAUACUGAAUAGGCAGGUUGAGAUACAACUUGAGUUUUUCUAUAUACAGGGUUAUUUGUUAAUAUUAUGGUGAAAUGUAUCCAUUUUUGGCUAAGCCAAAUAAUUUCGAACAUGUGGGCAUCGUGAAUGAGAAAAAACGUUUAUUUUAUAAUAAACUUUAAAUAUGUUUUAUGAAAUAUAAGUGGUAUGAACAAUGUUAUGAUGCAAGAUGCGAGGAUAGUAUUAAAAUUAUCCCUUCAAUCCGUUUUCUUAUUACAAAAUUAUUCUCGUAUUAUGAAAAACUAAAACGUUAAUUAAUAUUUUCAUUUUCGAUUAGACAACGAAAAUUAAUUUUGAAAUUAACAGGGUCGUUUGUUAAUAUUGUAGUAAUAUAAGCAAUAUUCAAUUUGGCUGAGCCAAAAAUUAGAAGGAAAAACGUGUAAGUAAAGAAUAAUAACGUUUCGUUUAGCAUAUCAGUUUUUGCUAUGUGGCGCCUCAUAAGUAUACAAUGGUGCAAAAAAAAUUGUAUGCGAAAAUAAUAUUUGUGUUUAAAACUACGGUUGCGCUCAUAUAGUGAUGUAAAAUAAGCAAUACUGUAAAAUACUAUCGUUAAGCCGAUAUGCUAUAUAAAUUAUCUUUACAAAAGGAAAAAUAUUCCAUAUCAUUAUCUAAAAUAAAAGCAUAUAUCAGUGUAUAAAAGAGUAGAUAAAUCUGUUCCACUUUAGGUCUCCUUUAAAUUUUUAAUAUUCUUCUGUCGACCCAAUUCAACAGGCAGUAUUUUUUUGUUGUACUUUUACAGGGUGCCCAAUAGGGACAAAUGUUAUUUCUAUGCACCAAUAUUCAAAAGCUGAUAUAGAGCAAAUUUUUCAAUAUUGCAUUUAGAGUAAAAAAAUUUGCAGAGUCGACGUCUCCUUCAUUUCUAUCUGCAAUGAUCUCAAAUGUUUUAAUAAUAAUUUUCUAGAAAACAAUGCAUUUCAAACGAUAAUUUAAAAAUUGUUUAUAUUUUGCCUAUAUUAGUUUAAGAAUUUAUAUUCCUAAUAAAUUAAUUAUUAUUGCGCACACAGAAUAAAAAUAGACUGAUGGAAUUUAAUCUUUCACCCUGUAUUAGUUUUUAAAAAAAUCCAAUGUUUGCCAAAUAAAUUUGCCAUACAAGGUGUGCAUAAAAAAAAAUAGAUGUUUAUCUUUAAGUUUUUCAAAUGUAUUUCUGUUAGCGCUAUUCAAAAACAGCUAGAAAUUUUAUACACACCCUGUAUAUUUUGUGAUAGACCUUCUUGUUUAUUGCUUUACUUUCUUCACAAAGUAGGUAUUUUAUUUAAUUAGUUUAUUCAUUUUUAUAUAGGAUGGAAAUCGAUCGACAGCGAUUCUGUUGUUUAUAUCUAUUUUGUAUUAUAAGCAGUGGCAAAUUUAUAAAAAAUGCCAACAUAUCAAUGUAGACAAAGCAUGGCAUAUAUUUCUGCUGUAUAAGGCUACUGUAUUGAACAAUAUGGCGAUAGAUCGAUUUUUAUCUCAUAAUUUCCUAAUUUUUGUUUCGCUAUCCAAAAACAUUUUCUGAGAUUUAUUAUUGGAAUAUAAAAUAUAUAAUGAGUCUUUGAAAAUUUAAUUUAUGGGACAACAGCAUCAAAAUGUCACUAUUUUAUUUAGAUGAACCUUUUUUUGGAUAAAUUUGUUAUACAUGGGUGUCCUUGAACCCGUACUGCAUCUGUCAGGUGCGUAACUACUUUUCAAGAAAAUGUAUUUCUUUACACUUUAUCGGAAAUAUUCCAAUUCCUAGAAGUGGAUAAAUUGCAUGCCUUCCUAUCUCGAUUUUGCUACACUUAUGUGGUAAAUAACUUUAAAUUUAAACUUAAUUCAUUUUGCUUAUCAAAUAGAUACCAAUUAAGCUAAUUGAUAGAUAAAUACCUGGGAGCUGAUGCGCUAUUUGAAGGACACCCUGAAUAUUUAAAAUAAAAAAAUAAUUCCUAAUUAUUGUACCUUAUAUUAUGUUCUAAUGUUUUUUCAAAAUUUGUUUGUUUAAAGAAUUAGGUCAGUUAAUUUCUACCUAUAAGUUUUGGUGACAAUAUAACCUGUGCUGAGCAAAGUUUUCAGCAAUUUCAUUGAGUUAUUCAUCGUUUUUUUUUAUCCGUCCUUCGCUUUUCAGCACAAAUUAAUUUUUAAAAACAAUUCCUUGGUGAAGCUAUUCUGAUCCUGGAUCAUGUUAUUUAAACCUAAUUAUUUUUUUGUAAAUACAAUAUAUUUUUUUUAAAUCUUUUGAGAACAAGUUACUCCUAUACUUUUACAUAUACAUGGUAUUUCCAAAAAAGUUGUAACUUAUUGAUUAUUGAUGUAAAAGUAAAUAAAUUAAAGAAAAAAAAAACCCGA
Molecule: messenger RNA, 5126 nt
Organism: Ceutorhynchus assimilis (cabbage seed weevil)
Lineage: Eukaryota; Metazoa; Arthropoda; Insecta; Coleoptera; Curculionidae
Source: the annotation of a GenBank genome assembly